This is a messenger RNA of Nicotiana tabacum (common tobacco), 640 nucleotides long. RefSeq lists its product as uncharacterized. Gene Ontology annotation, molecular function: DNA-directed DNA polymerase activity. NCBI's taxonomy places the organism in Eukaryota, Viridiplantae, Streptophyta, Magnoliopsida, Solanales, Solanaceae. Gene Ontology annotation, biological process: DNA synthesis involved in DNA repair; DNA-templated DNA replication. The record is from RefSeq and is a predicted model, not a curated record. Gene Ontology annotation, cellular component: delta DNA polymerase complex.
GAAUUUGGCAGAGAGGGAGAGAAACAAUGGCGUCGAAAUCAGAUAUGAAGGGUUUCUAUAGGCAAAAGAAGAAUAAGAAUGGUGGGAUCACUAAAUCAACAAAUUCAAAAUCACCAUGUGCUGUUACUACGAAGAAAUCUAUUACCCCAAAGCAAGCGGCUGCUCUCGGCUCUGAAUUUACCCACUCUCCAGCCCUAAAUGUCCACGGCUCUCCCAAUUUGCAAGAUGAUUAUGACAGGCAGGAGGAAUUAUUAAGGCAAUUUGACUUGGAUAUGGCUUAUGGACCAAGUCUUGGAUUGAGCAGAUUGGACAGAUGGGAGCGUGCUAAAAAUCUUGGUUUAAACCCUCCUAGAGAUGUGGAGCCUCUCUUGAGGUCUAACAAGGUUCGGAAUGAAUCUUUGUGGGAUGGACGCGUUUAACUUUGUUUAGUCUGUUGAUUAUCAUCCAGUAACUCUUGUAUUACUUAGUUUUCCUUUUCUGUUGGGGCGGGGUGGGUCUUGUUCUGGGUAAAAAGUUACAGCAUCUAGCUGUAUGGUAGUUUCUUUACAAAUGUUUUGUUUAGUUUAUUCCUAAUAUAAGCUUCGUUAAAGUUUGUUGUUUCUUGUUUGGUUGUUCUGCUGCUGAAAAGUACCUAUGCAUA